Messenger RNA from Diaporthe batatas, 861 nucleotides. RefSeq lists its product as uncharacterized. The transcript is spliced from 2 exons. The record is from RefSeq and is a predicted model, not a curated record. Lineage: Eukaryota; Fungi; Ascomycota; Sordariomycetes; Diaporthales; Diaporthaceae. Bases 1 to 861 code for a protein of 286 amino acids.
AUGUUCUCCAGCCUCGGGACCAAGCUCGCGCUCAAGAAGCUGGGUGUCCCCAAGGAUGCCAUGAAUGUGGGCUCGCCCUUUGGCGCCGCCAACGACGAGCCCAGGAAGCUCAAGAAGAACCAGAAGAGCCUCACUACAGCAGAGCUGGAUGAGCUCGAGGGCAAAAACUGGCCGAAGUGGAUGUCUGUCAAGAGCCUGCCUUUGACGAUCCAGCCUUGGCUCUCGCCCCCUCCUCCACCGGUUCCCGUCGCUGCUGAAUGCCCUACUGUCGGUGCCCUCGCACCAAUAGAUCGUGACAGGAAAUUGGUACUCGGGAAUAAUGGGCGCAAGGUUCUCGUCGUCUUUCUGCGGUGUGUUGGUUGUGCAUUUGCUCAAAAGACCUUUCUCGCCCUGCGUGACCUUGCCAACAAAACCCCGGUCACCUGUAUAGCCGUGUCCCACUCCUCGCCCGCCGCCACGAGCAAGUGGAUCGACCUGAUGGGGGGAGCUUGGAAAGUGCAGGUGAUCAUCGAUGAGGACCGUGCCAUCUAUGCGGCUUGGGGGCUAGGGCUAUCCUCGGUGUGGUACUACUUCAACCCGACCACGCAAACAGCGGCGUGGAAGGAGAAGGGCUGGCUGGGGAGCACAGUGGCGACGAGCAUCGGCCGCAAGAUGGGGAUGACCAACAACGGCGGCAUGGACCUCGGCGCUGCCGCUGCUUCGGAACAGGGCGACGGCCCAGGAACGAUAAUGGGCAACAAGUGGCAGCAGGGCGGGGCAUUUGCAGUCGACGAGCGGGGAAUUGUGCUCUGGGGUGGCAAGUCAGAGCGGGCAGAUGAGAUCGUGGAUUUUGAGGCUGGCACUCGAGCGUUGGGCAUGUGA